AUAAACUUCAAGGGCGCAUCCGCCAUUAUUUAUCCGUGUCUCAAAUUUCUUAAGAAUCUCUCAACCACAAAACUGACACUCUAAGUUCAUUCUCCUCCUAUCUUCCUAGUUCAUUCACAUGAUGGGUCUUUCUGAUUCGGUUGAAUUUUAUGUGUUUUAGCUAAUUUUUGUAGGUAUCACUGAUUGAUUUAUUAUAACAUUUGAUUACCUCUAUUAGCUCGAUUUCUUGAUGUUCAGAUUUAAUACACUUCAAUGCUGCUUGGGUUUUCAUCAAAAUUAGAAAAAGAAAAAAAUUCCCGAGAGAUAUGAUGUUGUUCGUCUAUGUAGAUUAGGUGUUUGUAUAAUUGCGUUAAAGAAAAUAAUUCCCAGCUUUAAAAUUUUCAUACUUGUUUUAUUUUUAUGGUUGCAGGUCUUAUAUAUAUAAUAUAUAUGAGAGUGACCUUCUGUGGCAAAUUCAGUACAUAUUUCCACCUUUGCAGUUGGUUAUGGCAGUAAGAAACUGAUUCAAAUAACAUAGAUAUAAGACUGGGAACAGUAUAAAAUAAUGAUUGUUUCGGCUCUUUUAACUUGUGUCGGGAUUAAUCUUGUCAUAUGUGUUUUGUAUUUCACAUUCUAUUCUAUACUAAGGAAGCAACCAAGUUACAAUCAUGUAUAUAUUCCACGGUUGGUUGCCGAAGGAAAAACAAAGAAGAGUAGUGGUGAUUUCCAUUUGGAUAGGCUAUUGCCUUCUACAGGCUGGGUUAGAAGGGCAUGGCAGCUCUCAGAAGACGAUCUUUUGUCGACUACAGGUUUGGAUGCUGUUGUCUUUAUGCGUAUUUUCACAUUCAGUGUAAAAGUAUUUACAGUUGCUGCUGUUAUUGGGAUCUUUAUCCUUCUUCCAAUUAACUAUUUUGGGACUCAGAUACAUGCCUCGGACUUUGCCGAUAUUCCAAAUAAGUCUUUGGACUUGUUCAGCAUUGCAAAUGUAAAUGAUGGCUCAAAAAGGUUAUGGGUUCACUUCUGUGUUGUAUAUUUUAUCACGGCAUUUGUUUGCUAUCUUCUUUUUAUAGAAUACAAAUAUAUUUCAUCAACAAGAAUUGCUUAUUUUUAUGCGUCCAAACCUCAGCCACAUCAGUUCACCGUUUUAGUUCGUGGUGUCCCUGUAUCCCGACUUGGCAAGUUCAGCGAAAGUAUUAGGAGUUUUUUUAUGGAAUAUCACCCUUCUACCUAUUUGUCACAUACGGUGGUCAACACACCAAGCAGAAUCAAGAGUCUUAUCGAAGUACCUGCAGCAUUUGUUUCCUUCAAAACCCGCUAUGGUGCUGCAGUUGUCUCCGACAUGCGUCAGUCAGAUAAUCCCACUGAGUGGGUCACAGAGCAGGCACCUGAGCCUCAUGAUGUUUAUUGGCCAUUCUUCUCUCCGUCGUUCAUGCAGAGAUGGAUUUCCAAGCUGGUGGUUGUUGUUUUAUCAAUUGUUCUUACGGUUCUGUUCCUUAUUCCCGUUGUAUUUGUUCAAGGUCUUGCCAAUCUGGAUAAACUGAAGACGCUGUUUCCUUUUCUGGAAGGCAUACUUAACAUAACUUUCGUAAGUCAAGUGAUCACAGGUUAUCUGCCGAGUCUCGUACUUACUUUGUUCUUAAAAAUUGUGCCUCCCAUCAUGAUGCUCUUUUCGUCCAUGCAAGGCUUUAGUUCCUAUAGUAGGAUAGAGAGAAGUGCUUGCACUAAAGUACUCAUCUUUACUGUAUGGAACAUCUUUUUUGCCAACGUACUCUCUGGAUCAGCUAUUAGGCAAGUGGAUACUUUCCUUGAACCAAAGAACAUUCCCAUAAAGCUUGCUGUGCUUGUUCCAGCACAGGCAUCGUUCUUUAUUGCUUAUGUUGUCACUAAUGGAUGGACGAGUCUAUCAUCGGAAAUCUUCAGAGUGGCUCCUCUUCUUUGUACUUCGGUUAAAAACUGUGUAGGAAGUCAUGAUGACGAAGCUCCAUCUCUUCCUUUCCACAGUGAAGUCCCGAGAAUUCUUUUUUUUGGACUUCUCGGCCUUACGUAUGUCUUCCUAGCUCCAUUGAUUCUGCCUUUUCUCUUGGCUUAUUUCUGUCUUGGAUACAUUAUCUAUCGUAACCAGUUACUAGAUGUAUAUGAACCAAGAUAUGAAAGUGGCGGCAAGUUGUGGCCUACUGUUCAUAAUUCGACAAUAUUUUCUCUUCUGUUACUGCAAACUAUUGCAAUUGGGAUAUUUGGAUUGAAGAAGCUUCCCGUUGCAUCAACCUUAAUUCUCCCACUUUUGAUUAUCACUCUUUUAUUCAACGAAUACUGUCGGAAACGUUUCUUACCAAUUUUCGAUUCCCAUUCUGCUGAGAGUGUGAUAAAGAAAGACAGAGACAAUGACAACGAUCCUACAAUGCCUGAAUUUCUGGAGAAACUUCCGACUGCUUAUAGGGAUCCAGCUCUGAAGCCAAAUCAGGAGUCUGCAGGGAAUCAAGACCACAGUACUCCCCUUCUUUCUUCUGUUUAAGUUUCUAAUAAAAAAAAUUCACAUUCUUGUUCCACAAUAGUAAGGUAAAUUUGAAACUGUUAAUAAAAAAAUUUCACAUUCUAAUAAAAGACCACAGUCCAUUGUGAUCGAAUAAAGCGAGAAAGAUUGUUGUUGUUUUUGCUCUAUCAAAAUAAAAAAAUUCUUUUGGUGUAGGAUUAGCUUCGGCUUUUACAGUCACUUUUUUUUGGCUAAUAUAAACUAAAAAUAUGUUGCUUUUUUUCUUCUUC
Papaver somniferum (opium poppy) is the source of this 2739-nucleotide messenger RNA. Its product is annotated as CSC1-like protein HYP1. Gene Ontology annotation, molecular function: calcium-activated cation channel activity. The coding region runs from base 545 to 2491 and encodes 648 amino acids. The transcript has 9 exons. The record is from RefSeq and is a predicted model, not a curated record. Lineage: Eukaryota; Viridiplantae; Streptophyta; Magnoliopsida; Ranunculales; Papaveraceae. Gene Ontology annotation, cellular component: plasma membrane.